Pseudoliparis swirei is the source of this 3174-nucleotide messenger RNA. It is a transcript of the gene blk, whose product is annotated as BLK proto-oncogene, Src family tyrosine kinase. The coding region runs from base 1165 to 2631 and encodes 488 amino acids. Gene Ontology annotation, cellular component: extrinsic component of cytoplasmic side of plasma membrane. Lineage: Eukaryota; Metazoa; Chordata; Actinopteri; Perciformes; Liparidae. Gene Ontology annotation, molecular function: signaling receptor binding; ATP binding; non-membrane spanning protein tyrosine kinase activity. The transcript is spliced from 14 exons. The record is from RefSeq and is a predicted model, not a curated record. Gene Ontology annotation, biological process: cell differentiation; innate immune response; protein phosphorylation.
GCGAAAUUCUCACAAUAAAUCAAAUAAAUGCCCCGUCGGAUAUUAAAACACAUUUGGGGGGAAUUGACGACAGAGAGAGUAACUUUUAUUCUUAAAUCCUGAUGAGUGAAAAAAAAAGUGGCUCCAGCAAAAAGGGCACUUUUCUCACCCAGGGCAAAAGGGCUGGUGCUUGAGCACCACUAGGGCUCUAUCUGUGCACGUGCCUGCAAACACACACCUAUCCCCCUCACAGAAUUCACUCAACAUUUGUAAUUCGGCAUUGAACUGUCUUGUAUUUUCACAUGCAUUUGAAUAGUAACAAGCAAUACCUGAGGGUGAAAAUAAAAACAAAAGGUAAUUUGAACGUAUUCAGGACUAGUCUAUUAACGAUGUCUUCGCCGUAGAAUGGCUGUCCUCCAACAGUACAUUAGGCAAUAGUGGUAAAACGAGGGUUGUGGGGAGAGGAGGACACUUUUGUUUAAACUGUGUGCAGGUAUUCCAGGAGUUUUCCUCAAUGAGAGAGUUUAAAUACCGGUUCACCAGUCCAUCUGGUGGCAAGAAUGUGUACUGCUAUAACAAAGUACAGAAAACAAGUGUUAUUGUUUGCUCCAAAUUAAGAACUAUUCAAUGCAGAGGAGAACACCAUAGGAGAACGUUUUACAAAAAUGUAAUUAAAAAAAAUAUCACUGUUACAUUAUUUUGUAACAACUGUAUUUCGUAAAACAAUUGUUAAAAACAAUUUGUUUACAACCGUAAACGUCCUUCUCUCUGUAAUUUGACCUCGGUUGUGAUGCAUUCUUGUGUCUGAAGACUGACGAUGAAUUACAUUCAUCCUUAUGGGACACAAAUAAACACACAAACUGUUAUCUAUUCACGGUAAACUCAAUUAAGUCCUCCCAGGGGAGGCCCUGGUCUUCACUGAGAGAGAAAAAAGAAAAGAAAACAGAGAGAGAGAGAGAGAGUGAGAGAGUGAGAGUGAGAGAGACUUACAGCUACAGAUGAGCAAGUGAGAGUUGCAGUUGGUUUUCAAUAAGGAAAUUGAAUACAUUUUGCAUCUGGAGUACUUUUGAAGACACCAGCCAGGGGACAAGUUCAAGCACCGGGCAUGACCUCACGCAACCGGCCGGGCAGUGAGAGAAGAGGAGAAGGAAAACAGUUCCAAUAAGACUCAUCUGCUUCGUCAGGAUGGGCUGCGCGUGCAGUGGCCAGGAACGAGUAAACGAUGACAAGUUCUCCAAAGGAAAACACAACUUUGAGGCCUCCAACUCGUCGAAUCACAUCGCACGAAGGGCAAACACCGAUUUGGAUAACGAUGAAGUGUUUGUGGCUCAACACGACUUCAAAGGGACCAACGACAGCGACCUGCCUUUCAAAAAGGGAGACAAACUUAAGGUGCUGCAAGAGAACGGAGAGUGGUGGGUGGCUAAAUCGCUGGCGACUGGACAGGAGGGCUUGAUACCAUGGAAUUAUGUAGCCAGAGCAGAUACACUGGAGGUGGAAAAAUGGUUUUUCAGGGACAUGAGUAGAAGAGAGACUGAUCGACUGCUUUUAGCCCCUGGGAAUAAACCGGGUGCCUUUGUAGUUCGAGAGAGUGAGACGUGUAAAGGUUCCUUCUCACUGUCGGUCAGAGAUUAUGUACCAGAACAAGGAGACGUGGUCAAACACUACAAGAUCCGCUGUUUGGACAAAGGUGGAUACUACAUCUCUCCCUCCAACAUGUUCCCAUCCCUACAGGAGCUGGUCAAAUACUACACUCGUACGGCAGACGGUUUGUGCCAGCGGCUGUAUGCUCCCUGUAAGGGGAGGGCGCCCGAGCAGCCGUGGGCACAAGAUGAAUGGGAGAUUCCCAGAGACACCCUGAAAAUGGUGAAGAAACUGGGGGCGGGGCAGUUUGGAGAAGUGUGGAUGGGGUAUUAUAAGGACACCCAGAAGGUCGCGAUUAAGACCUUGAAGGAGGGAACGAUGGAGCCCGCGGCCUUCCUGCAGGAGGCCAACCUGAUGAAGCAGCUGCAGCAUGAACGACUGGUGCGCCUCCAUGCUGUGGUCACCAUGGAGCCCAUUCUCAUUGUCACCGAGUUCAUGAUCAACGGAUGUCUUCUGGACUUUCUGAAAUCAGACAAAGGAAAGACUCUAAAGACGAAUAAGCUGAUAGACAUGUCAGCGCAGAUAGCUGAAGGCAUGGCGUACAUCGAAACGAAGAACUACAUCCACCGAGACGUGCGUGCGGCCAACAUUCUGGUCAGUGACACCCUGCACUGCAAGGUGGCCGACUUCGGCCUGGCCAGGAUCACCGAGUCAGAAUACACAGCUCAAGAAGGCGCCAAAUUUCCCAUCAAAUGGACGGCUCCGGAAGCCAUCAACUUCGGCACAUUUAGCAUCAAAUCGGAUGUGUGGUCUUUCGGCAUCCUGCUCACAGAGAUAGUCACCUAUGGAAGAAUACCUUACCCAGGAAUGACCAACACAGAGGUGAUCGGGAGCCUGGACAAGUUGUACAGGAUGCCGUGUCCGGACGGCUGCCCCAAGGAACUCUAUGACAUCAUGCACAUGUGCUGGAAGCAGAGGUCGGAGGACCGACCGACUUUUGAAUUUCUGCAGAAUACUCUCAACGACUUCUUUAUUGCCACGGAGGGACAAUAUGAGAUGCAGCCGUGAUGAAAUAAAAGGUUUCCUGUUGAUAAUCAGAAGACAGAUAAAUAUUCCAAACAAAGACGAGGGACUUGAACGGAUGAAGACCAAUAUUUAAAACUGAUCUUUUAGAAGAAGAAAAAUGGACACAUAUUUUAAGGGUUCCUUUUGAAUGAAUGUAAAAGCUGUUCAUGGCUUCUUCGGUCUCUAGCAGAUAAAAAACAUCUGGAACAUUUUAAAGUCAGAAUGGAAGUACAGUUUCAGUACAUGCAUGACGUAAAAUGGACUUUGGACCCGAGGAAGUCGUCACAGGUACAGUCACAGAUGAAACAUUGGCUACAGAAAGAAGCAGCCUGAGAAUAUAUGCACAAUAUUUUGCACUUUUUAAAAUUCCUUUAGUGAUCCAGUGGAUACAUAAAAAAGAAAUAUGCUUUUUCACGAGUAUAUGUAUAUAUAUAUUAGGGCUGUGAAACGAUUACAAUUUUUAAUCAGGUUAAUCACAGGUUUCUGUGGAUUCAUCAUGAUUAAUCACAUAUAUACAUUUACAGGGCUCUCAAGACAGGCAAGGGC